Messenger RNA from Erythranthe guttata (spotted monkey flower), 859 nucleotides. Its product is annotated as xyloglucan endotransglucosylase/hydrolase protein 3. Lineage: Eukaryota; Viridiplantae; Streptophyta; Magnoliopsida; Lamiales; Phrymaceae. The record is from RefSeq and is a predicted model, not a curated record. Gene Ontology annotation, biological process: carbohydrate metabolic process. Gene Ontology annotation, molecular function: hydrolase activity, hydrolyzing O-glycosyl compounds.
GCCUUGAGGGGCGUUUAGAAAAGUUACCUUUUAAUAUAAUAAGUAAUAAGUAAUUAAAUUGCUGAUAUUUCAAUAUAUUGUUGUCUUAAUUUAUGGAAGAUUCUGGUAAUAAAUGUAAAACUUCAAUAAUUUUAAUUAUUACCAUAUAAUUAACGUAAACAUUGUUGUAAUAUUACAAGUACUUGUUAAAUCUCACAAAAUUGUAUCAAAAAACUACCAAAAUCUAAUAAUCAUUACGAGAAUACAAUAUUUAUUUGUGAUAUCCGAGUGCUAUAUAAUAAUGUCACAACAUACAUAAAAUUACUCAUCUAAAUCAAAGAACAUCCUCAAACUUGAAAUAAUGGCUUUCAUCAUGAUUUUAACCGUUUUACUUGGUGCUCUUUGUUUGCAAGCAAACGCAUCACCAGAUAACAAUUUCGAUACAUACUAUUCGUAUCUUUGGGGAGGCGAUCAUUUUUCGAUAAAUCCCCAAAAAACCGAGGUCCAACUUAAAUUCGAUAACUACUCAGGUGCUGGAUUUUAUUCUAAAUCAAAUUAUGGAUCCGGAUUAUUUCAUAUCAAGAUGAAGAUACCGGCCAACAAAUCAGGAGGAAUCGUUCCAAACUUCUAUCUAAUGGCACUCCCAGUUGGUGGUGACGCAAGCCGACCUCAUUUUGAAGUUGAUUUCGAGUUUCUGGGAUCGACUGGAUUAUUGCAAACCAAUGUUUAUAAUAAUGAUACCGGAGGUAGAGAACAAAAAUUCCAGCUUUGGUUUGAUGCAUCGGCCGAUUACCACACUUACGAAAUUCUUUGGAACCCUUCCAAUAUACAGUAAGAUUCUUAUUACACGCAUAUAAAAUUACGAUAUUAGCAUUUUACA